ACCUCGACUGCUUCGCAUUCAAUUGACACCAUCACAUCUGUCACCAUGCUCUCACAAACGUUUCGAGCUUCGCGUUCCUCGAUCGCCCGUGUCGCGAGACAACAAGCUUCCGGCAUGGUGAUCAAGCGCACUUUCAUCACUCCUACAGCUGUUCGACAAGCGGAUCUCGUCCAAGACCUCUACAUGAAGGAGCUGAAAGCCUAUAAAGUCCCACCAGUGAAAGCUGGUGACGCCGAUGCCCACGUCCAGAAGUUCUCACCACCACAGGCACCCAAAUCCCCCGAGGAAGCAGACAUCGCGAACGAGUUGAAGGCAUACGAGGCACAAACAGUCGAAAUCGAGGGACAGGCUGAGGGUGGUGCUGUUGAGCAGGAAGUCGACUGGUUUGAAGAGGAGUCGACAAGCGGUUGGAGGGUGACGGGCGAGAUGAAGAUUCUGCGUGUAUAGCAUAACUAGAGAAUCAAACUUUGUACAGUUUGUGGUUAUGCUGUGUGGCCCGUCUGCUUUUUUCAAUGGCCGUUGAAAAUCUCAAUGCGUUAUGGAUGGCUAACAAAGCCGUGGACUCUUUACGACUCGAGUUGGGUCUUGGCAAUUCCUUCGCAUUCUGAUCCUCUGAGAGCUACCAAAUCUUCGACACCGGUGUUUCCAUACAAAGUAAAUUUUGGCAACAGGAAGAGUUUUUGUGCAAAGCCGAAGACGUCCAAAUAAGCAGGAUGGAUCUCCUGUCUCUUCUUUUCACAUUUUACA
This is a messenger RNA of Hyaloscypha bicolor E, 747 nucleotides long. RefSeq lists its product as uncharacterized. Gene Ontology annotation, biological process: proton motive force-driven ATP synthesis. The record is from RefSeq and is a predicted model, not a curated record. The coding region runs from base 46 to 447 and encodes 133 amino acids. Lineage: Eukaryota; Fungi; Ascomycota; Leotiomycetes; Helotiales; Hyaloscyphaceae. The transcript has 4 exons.